AUGGAUGCAGGACUUCAAAGACAUUAUCCUCUUCAUUUAGGUUCUUUUAUAGGGCACAUUCAAAUUGUGAAAUCAGCGUUAAUGGCAAAUUCAGAUAUCUGUUUGAUUCCUGGCAAUGAUGACAAACUUCUUAUACAAUUGGAAGUGAUUAUUGAGGAGAUGAAAAGUGCCAAACCGUGUUCCAUUCAAAAGAUUGGUGAUGAUGGAUCUAUAUUGCACUUGUGUGUUAGGUAUAAUCAUUUUGAGGCUCUGAAAUACAUAGUGCAAUCAGUGAAUGGAGCCAAAGAGCUAUUGCAUGUUCAAGACAAAGAGGGUAACACCAUUCUUCAUUGGGCAGUUAACCUCAAGCAAUUUCAGACCAUAAAAUUCUUGCUUUCACUUCCCGAAAUAAGAGCAACAGCAAACACUUUGAAUAAUAGAGGUUUCACACCUUUGGAUAUAAUGAACAACAAUUCUUCAACAGAUUUCAUAGACAUUGCAAUCCAAUAUAUUUUAACAGAAUCGGGAGUCCAAAGAACUUAUACAAAUGCACAUAUUUGUAAUUCCCAUGAAUCAAAUCAAUCACAACAACCCAACAGUAAAACAAAAAAGUGGGAGAAUUUAUGGUCAGAGUAUCUACAACAUCAAGGUAAUUGGAUAGAAGAAACACGUGGCACAUUGAUGAUUGUAGCAACUGUAAUUGCAACCAUGACAUUUCAAUCGGCAUUAAAUCCACCAGGUGGAGUAUGGCAAGAGAAUACACUUCAGAAUAAGGUUAUAAUGUGGAUAUUAACUAUUGCAAUGACUAUUGCAGUUACAUUUAUGUUGCUAACAUAUAUGUGGGUCAUUGGGUUGGUGACGCCUGGUCAUAUUUAUUAUGAUGCUUAUAGGUUAGGGUUUAUUUUAGGCGGUGCUUGGGGUGUUAUACUUCUUGUUGUUGCUUUGAUUCAAAUUGUAAGGACUAACACAUCCUCACCUCAUUAUGUUUAUGAUUGUGCAUUUGGAACAUGA
Messenger RNA from Vicia villosa (hairy vetch), 990 nucleotides. RefSeq lists its product as uncharacterized. Gene Ontology annotation, molecular function: protein binding. Lineage: Eukaryota; Viridiplantae; Streptophyta; Magnoliopsida; Fabales; Fabaceae. The coding region runs from base 1 to 990 and encodes 329 amino acids. The record is from RefSeq and is a predicted model, not a curated record. The transcript is spliced from 5 exons.